Molecule: messenger RNA, 1815 nt
Organism: Microthlaspi erraticum
Lineage: Eukaryota; Viridiplantae; Streptophyta; Magnoliopsida; Brassicales; Brassicaceae
Source: the annotation of a GenBank genome assembly
AUGUCCACUAUUGAGGAAGCAGUAGGUAAAGUAAUCGCAUGGCCUGCCACUAACUAUGUGAUUUUAGACCAAACAGAAGACAUUGCGAACAAGGGAAUGCCGAGUAGUUCUUCUAGGAAUUGCAAACUUAUUGACUGGUCCGGCUCAGAUGAGACUGUUGGAGAAUGUCGUUCGCAGUCAGAUGACCCAAAAACAUUAGUUAACGGUCUGCCUCUUGGUCCAAAUGCAGUAAAAGUAAACGUGGAAGUGGUACAUGUUCCGCAAACAUUUCUUUGGAGGCCUACAGCUGAGAUGACAUACCUUGAGGAUUGUUUGAUGUCCUCUGUGUCAUGGCCUGCGAAUAGAGUGGUAAUUCAAGGUGACGGCAAGCGCAAAACCUACUGCGACAAGUUCAAAAGCACCAACAAGGGAAUACCGCAAAUCCCCACCAACAAGUCCACAAGCUCCUAUGAAGAAUUCUCAGCCACCUUCACAAUCCUCUCUUCGAAGAUCUCCGGUAAUUUACUUGUUACUAUGAUCAAGUGUGUGUUUGAUAUUGCGUUGAGUAUAAGAAAAAUGGUUUACACAACAAAUAGUUGCAGCGUGGUGUUCAAGUUGAUGGACGUUAAUGGGGACAGCCGUGUUGUCGCUGAAGGUCGGUGGGCUUCAAACAACCAAGACCAGACUGUGCAUUUUGUUCCCUUGGGUGCAAAUGCUGUUAGAGUUUGGAUAGACGUGGUGAAAGUAACUGAUGCAGCAGUUUGGAGGCCGUGUUCUGAGAUUGAAUGUAUGGAGGAUGCAAUAGGUCUUUUGGAGCAUUCUGGAGCAUAUGGGACACAAGGAGCAUGGAGGGACUUGGCACAUGGAAGCAGCUCAACUGGAUACGCAAAGGAAGAAGGGAGAAGCCAUCUUGAAGACCAGCUCGACCGUCCACUCGACCAACCGGUCGAGUUCCUCAACUCGACCGGCCAAGCUUCAACUCGAUCGAGCUGGGGAGUCAAACUCGAUCGAGUUGAAGCUUGGCCGGUCGAGUUGAGGAACUCGACCGGUUGGUCGAGUAGACGGUCGAGCUGGUCUUCAAGAUGGCUUCUCCCUUCUUCCUUUGCGUAUCCAGUUGAGCUGCUUCCAUGUGCCAAAAGUGGAAAGCAAUUCCCGAGUAGAGGUAGCCCACCCCAAAUCGCUGUGGACAUCGAUGACGAGGAAGGGGAGGAUUUAGUCGACUAUGCUGAUAACUCGACCCCGAACUCGAUCGAGCUGGAACAAAACCCUGAACCAGAACUCGAUCGAGCUGGAGAAACUGAGACACUGCAAGACAAACCAGAGCUCGAUCGAGCUCAGAAGAGAACAGACAAAGCAAACUCCAGCCAACCAGCUAAACCUGUUGCAAAGAAGAAAGACACUCCAGCAGGACCACCACCAUACAAGCCCCCUCUGCCCUUUCCAGGAAGGUUCAAGAAACAACUGUUGGAAGCACACAAGGCCAAGUUUGAUGAACUAAUGAGACAGCUUGAGUUGAAGUUGCCCUUCAUCGACGCCUUGAUGCUCAUUCCACCUUAUCAGAAAUUUCUGAAGGAUGCUGUUCAGCAAAGAACCAGGGAAGCACAAGGGAUGGUAGUGUUGACUCGCGAGUGCAGUGCAAUCAUUCAGCGGAAGGUCAUCUCCGACAAAAAGGAAGAUCCGGGGAGUUUCACUUUGCCCUGCAUGUUGGGACCCCUAUCUUUCAAAAACAGUCUCUGCGAUCUAGGAUCAUCUGUCAGCCUCAUGCCUUUGUCUGUAGCGAAGAGACUGGGAUAUCACAAGUACCAAGCCUGCGGAAUCUGGCAGAUAGAUCGAUAA